AUGGCCACCGUUAUCGAGUCGUCAUGCAGCCCGACACCUGUCCCAGGGAGCAAUGCCGACAAUGGGGAUUUCCAUAGCCCUAAAACAGAUCUCGAAGCACAGCAGAGUACAGCUUGUUCGGGGGAAACGAGCCAAUCUACAAGUUCGCAAAAUAUUAGCAGUGACUACGGUCUACAGGACAACACAAAUGUGCCCCAACUCUCUCUACUGCGAUUAUUUUGGUUCUUCUUCUACAACUUUGGGCUCUUUGCCUGGGGGGGGCCUGUAGCACAAAUCUCCCUGAUAAAAGAGCACUUGGUGCUUAAAGAAAAAUGGAUCACACUCCCACGCUUUCAACGCGUCUUUGCUGUCUACCAGAUCCUUCCAGGCCCGGAGGCAGCAGAGCUAUGCAUGUUCUUCGGGUGUCUCUCAGCUGGUCGCUUAGGUGGGAUUGUCGCUGGUCUCGCCUUUAUCUUACCCGGAUUCCUUCUUAUGCUUCUUGCAUCUUAUCUAUAUACUCUGGCUGGCCUAGAGAACAUUUACUUCAAUGCUUCCUUCCGGGCUAUCCAACCGAUUGUCUCUGCCAUGAUCCUUCGAGCCACACACAAGAUCGCAGACCACUCUAUACUCGACCACGACACUCAUAAAACAAAUCCGUACCUUGUCAUCGCAGGGCUCUGUACGGCGCUGAACAGUGCUCUUCGCAUCAAUAUCUUCAUUUCCCUCGGUCUCUACGGCGUAAUAUACAGCUUCAUAUCCCGAGGCAAACGAAUCAUCGCCCUAUGCCUCUUCAUUCUCCAGUACGUCGUAUACGCGAUCUACGUGGUUUUCCGAGGUGUCCCAUCACCGAUUUCCCUCGCUCUCGGAAUAGCCAAAGACCCCUCUCUUCCCAACCUAUUCGCACUUGGACUGGUAGCCGGAAGCCUCUCUUUUGGUGGCGCAUACACCGCAAUACCCUUCAUCCAGGUCGAAGCCGUUCUCAAGGGUGCGUGGCUUCCCGCGCGCAUUUUCCUGGAUGGCAUCGCAAUUGGGAAUAUUCUCCCCGCCCCGCUUGUGAUCUUUGCAACUUUUGUCGGGUUUCAGGGCGGUUUGGCGGAUGACAGCCUUGGGACAGCUUUUGCCGGCGCGGUGGUUAUUACUAUUGGCAUGUUAUUCCCCUGCUUUGUGUUUACGAUUGCUGGACAUGACCUGUUGGAGAAGCUUGUACGCAAUAAGUUCCUUUCGGCCUUCUUUGACGGUCUUUGCGGGGCUGUCAUCGGUGUGAUCGCUAUUAUAGCGCUGCAGACGUUGCACUCGAGUCUUGAAGUCUCCGACUCAACGACAGCAGCUGUUUUACCGCAAAACGUCAUAAACGCUGAGAGCGCUUCUGCUGCUGUACUCUACGUCGUUGCGCUGGCAGUCCUCUACAAAUUCACCAACAAGUAUACACCACUGCUUCUUGUUGCUGUCGGUGCUAUUGCAGGACAGUUUUUGUUCGUUUGA
Molecule: messenger RNA, 1461 nt
Organism: Aspergillus tanneri
Lineage: Eukaryota; Fungi; Ascomycota; Eurotiomycetes; Eurotiales; Aspergillaceae
Exons: 4
Coding region: 1-1461 (486 amino acids)
Biological process (GO): chromate transport
Molecular function (GO): chromate transmembrane transporter activity
Source: RefSeq, a predicted model, not a curated record